GUGUUCACAUUUCGAAUAAGAAGAAAUAAAAAAAUAAUUUAUAACAAAUUUUUUUUUUGGCAAAAAAAUUUUAUGUGUGUGCAAACAAAUAACACAUACAGAAAAAAAUUGAAUUUUUAAAGUGCUGACGAAAUUUUUUCGCCGGCUUGCAUAGUGUAUUGCAUUGCAGAAGAUAAUUUCAAAGUGAUAAUAUAGACUAAAUCAGUGUAAAACUUGUUUGUUCAUUGAAAAAAAUUAUUAAAAUGAAUUUUAAAAUUAAGAAAAUUAAAUUUAUAAGAAAAUUAAAAAAAAACUAGGUCAAAUAAUAAAGUUUUCUAUUAUGUAAUUAAUUAUAUUUACAUGAAGGAAAGAAUAAAAAAAAUAAUUACAAACUUAAUAAUAAAUUUAAAUACUUAUACUUAUACUUACUUAAAUUAAUAAUUUUAAUUAUAAUUUCAAUUUAUAUGUGGUAUAAUUAAAGAAUUAAAUAAAUAUAUGUAAAAAAUGGCUGGUUAUAAAGAAUCAAAUAGUGACACAAAUAAACAUUCAAUAAAUGAUAAUAAUAAAACAAAUGGUUGCGAUAACACUGAUAAUAAUUUAAAAAGAAAAUCAAAUUUAAAUGCAACAGCAGCCUCUAUAAAAAAUAAUGAUCAGAAUGGUGAAUUUAAUCAAUAUAAUAAUUGUAAUGAUGAUGAUGGUUCAAAUGGUGAUGAUAAAAAAGUUGUAUUAGAACGUAAAUUAACAUUAAUGAAUGGUGUUGCAAUAAUUGUUGGUACUAUUAUUGGAUCUGGAAUUUUUAUAUCACCAACUGGUGUAUUCUUUUAUACAGAAUCCGUUGGUACAUCACUUGUCGUUUGGUUAAUAUGCGGUAUUAUAUCAACAAUUGGAGCUUUAUGUUAUGCUGAAUUGGGUACUUGUAUAACAAGAAGUGGCGGUGAUUAUGCAUAUUUAUAUGUUGCUUUUGGUCCAUUAGUUGGUUUUCUUAGAUUAUGGAUGGCUUUAUUAAUUAUUAGACCAACAACACAGACAAUUGUUGCAUUAACAUUUGCACAGUAUGCUGCAAAACCAUUUUUUGAAGAUUGUUCACCACCUGAUUUAGCUGUUAAGCUUUUAGCUGCCGGUUGUUUAUGUUUCCUUACCGCAAUCAAUUGUAUGUCAGUGAAAUGGUCAAUGAAAAUUCAAGAUGUUUUUACAGCUGCAAAAUUAAUUGCUUUAAUAACAAUUGUUUUGGCUGGUAUUUAUUAUAUGUUGGCUGGUAAUUUACAAAAUUUUGAUAAUAUGUGGGAUGGUGAAUACAAUAUUGAUAAUAUUGGAUAUGCAUUUUAUGCUGGUUUAUUUGCAUUCGGCGGAUGGAAUUAUUUAAAUUUUGUUACAGAAGAAUUACAAGAUCCAUACAGGAAUCUACCAAGGGCUAUAUGGAUUGCAAUGCCACUUGUAACUGGAAUUUAUGUUUUAGUUAAUUUAGCAUAUUUUGCUGUUGUCUCAAAAAGUGAAAUGUUAAGUUCUUUAGCUGUUGCAGUAACAUUUGGUAAUCGUAUGUUUGGACCAUUAGCAUGGCUUGUACCAAUAUUUGUUGCAUUAAGUACAUUUGGUGGAGUUAAUGGUGUUAUAUUUACAUCAGCAAGAUUAUUUGCAACUGGUGCACAAAAUGGACAUUUACCAUCAUUUUUUACACUUUAUCAUAGAAAACAACAAACACCGAUACCAUCUUUAAUAUUUUCGUGUGUAAUUUCAUUAGCUAUGCUUUUAACUGCUAAUGUUUAUGUUCUCAUCAAUUAUUUUAGUCAAAUUUUAUGGUUAUCAGUUGUAGCUAGUAUUGCUGGAUUAUUAUGGUUACGAAGAACAAGACCUGAUCUACCACGUCCAAUCAAAGUGAAUUUAAUACUUCCAAUAAUAUUUAUUUGUUCAUGUAUUAUAUUGGUAUUGUUACCAAGUUUUACAAAUCCAUUAAAUUUACUCGUUGGUAUUGCUAUUACAUUGGCUGGUGUUCCCGUUUAUUAUUUAUGUAUAAAAUGGAGAAAUAAACCAAAAGUAUUUGGACAUAUGUCAAAAGUUGCAGAAAUAUUUUGUCAAAUAUUUUUCGAUACUAUGUUUAUUGAAAGUCCUGAUGAUAAAUAAUUUGUUUAAACAAAAUAUCGUAUAAGUUAUCAAAAAAAAAUGUAAUAUUGUGGCUUUAUUUUUAAAAUAAAAAAUAAAAACUUGAAAAAUAUUUUAUGUAUGUAUGUAAGCUUUACAUAAUAAUAUUUAAUGUAAUUAAAAUAAUAUAAUGUUAAAAAAAUUCCUUAUAUACAUAAGUUAAAUAUGUAUAAUGAUAAAUUUAAUCAAAGACAAUAGAAAUAAUCUAUAGUUUUUGGCUUAAUUCUAUCAAUAACAUUGUAUCUCAUAAUAGAAAUACUCAAUUAAUUUU
Messenger RNA from Condylostylus longicornis, 2386 nucleotides. RefSeq names its product large neutral amino acids transporter small subunit 1 (gene JhI-21). Gene Ontology annotation, molecular function: L-amino acid transmembrane transporter activity. Gene Ontology annotation, cellular component: membrane. Bases 484 to 2097 code for a protein of 537 amino acids. The transcript has 8 exons. Lineage: Eukaryota; Metazoa; Arthropoda; Insecta; Diptera; Dolichopodidae. The record is from RefSeq and is a predicted model, not a curated record. Gene Ontology annotation, biological process: amino acid transmembrane transport.